This is a messenger RNA of Eurytemora carolleeae, 1085 nucleotides long. RefSeq lists its product as uncharacterized. Bases 157 to 987 code for a protein of 276 amino acids. Gene Ontology annotation, molecular function: glutathione transferase activity. The record is from RefSeq and is a predicted model, not a curated record. The transcript has 13 exons. Lineage: Eukaryota; Metazoa; Arthropoda; Copepoda; Calanoida; Temoridae.
CCUUUAUACAGAUCAAUGCAGGACAAGCAGGGUAAGUUCAAUUCUGUCCUUUAUAUAGAUCAAUGCAGGACAAGCAGGGUAAGUUCAAUUCUGUCCUUUAUACAGAUCAAUGCAGGACAAGCAGGGUAAGUUCAAUUCUGUCCUUUAUAUAGAUCAAUGCAGGACAAGCAGGUUUAUGAAUUAAGGAAGCUUGAGAGAAAACUUUUCAAUGCUUGGUGCAGGUGGCUCUGCUAUCCUUCUAGAAAUAUUACUGAUGAUAAUGCCAGCAGAGAUAACUUUAUUUCUGUUCUUAAGGUAGUUGACCAGAAACUCUUAGAAACCCCAGGUCCAUACUUCCUAGCUGAAUUCUCCGUAGUGGACUCUAUAUUUAUCCCCUAUGUAGAAAGAAUGCAUGCAAGUCUGUUUUACUAUAAAGGGUUUAGUAUGCGCGACAAAACUAAGUUUCCAGGCCUUACUGCUUGGUUUUCAGGCAUAGAAUCAAGGGAUACAUAUAUGGGAACUCAGAGCGAUUUCCACACUCAUGUUCACGACCUGCCUCCUCAGAUGGGAGGCUGCUACGAGAACGGGACUAAAGAACAGGAGGAGUGUAAGAAUCGAGUAGAUUCCUGUACUGACUUCAGUCUACCAGAGAGCAGUGUGGAGGAGAAGGAGGAGAAUAAAUAUUUAGCAGCUGAAAGAGUUCUUAAGUUCAAGGACUAUAUUUUACAGGUGAACCCCUGUAAAGAUGAAACUAUUGAUGAAGGACUAAGAUGUGCUCUAACCUACCUACUUUCCGGUCAACUUAUUACACCCCCUCCAGGAUGUGAUGUUGGGCUACGGUACAUAAAGGAAAGGAUAAACGUACCACGUGAUAUGUCCCUGUGGUCAGCUAGGAGACUAAGGGAAGCUUUGGAAUUGACCGCUGCUGCUGCUGGAUCAGGGACGGGUCAGCCUAUACCUAGUGAGCAUAGGCGGGAUCAAAAUCCCGCAAAUUUCGGGAAAAUUUAAAAUAUUCAGUUUUUAUAAACUUGUGUUACGUUAUGUUAAAUGAUUAAUUCAUGAAUAAAUAUUUUUAUAACUAAAGUUAUCCUUUUUUUGUUUCAGAA